This is a messenger RNA of Acanthoscelides obtectus, 2171 nucleotides long. The record is from the annotation of a GenBank genome assembly. Lineage: Eukaryota; Metazoa; Arthropoda; Insecta; Coleoptera; Chrysomelidae.
GUAAAUACCAAUCCAAAAUGGUAAAUACCAUUUCCAUUUGGUUAUCCGCUUGAAUUUGAUUUAGGUUUUCCGUUCUUUUUGACAGUUCAAUGCUUUGACGUUGAUAUACGUUGAAUAUAAAGUUGAAUCGUGUGCGGCGCCGGCGUUUUUAUUAGUUGUGUGUCGGUGAUACUGAUAUUCAUUGAGCCUCAACUGAAUUUCAAUUCACAAACUUACUUUUUGUGCUUAUAGAAAGCGGGGAUUUAAAAAGUGCGUGGUGUCUGCUGUACUUUAUAUUUUUAGUCCGCUUGAAUUUGAUUAUAUUUUUUUCUUUAUCGGUUUAUCUAUUUGCUUAGAUCCUGCUACAAAAGACGAUCAAUGAAUCAUAACAUAGACUUGACAGCUUUACCUAGAGGUAAAAUAGAAGAACUGAAGAAUAUAGGCUAUCAUUACUGUUCUGAUGUAGAAGCCAAUUUGCAAAACUUGAGACAAGUAUUAGGUACCGAUUGGGAAGACCUGGCUAAGGUUUCAAAGUUUGCCAACGCCCUCGAAAUAUUCCAAAAAGAAGCAUUGAAUGGCUGUAUUUUGAGCUACAAUAAGGAGUUGGACAAACUUCUUGAAAAUGUGAUACGUCCAGAAACAGUUACUGAGUUUACAGGUCAUUCUGGUUCUGGAAAAUCUCAAGUUUGCUUUCAGUUAUGUGUAUCUGUACAACUUCCAAAAUGGUGCGGUGGCAUGGGUGGACAAGCGUUGUAUAUAAGUACAAACAAGAAUUUCAACUCGCAGAGACUGAAAGAGUUAGCUAGAAAGUUCCAAAGGGAUUGUAAUUUACUGAAGUCUCGUAGCGAGGAAAACGAAUUUGAUCUCACGGAAGAAUCUAUAAUGGAAAACAUUUAUUAUAUUGACGUUACCUCUGGAGAUGAUCUUCUUUCAUGUAUAUUCCUACUUGACAACUAUCUUGAAGGGAAAAAUAUUCGUUUGUUAGUGGUCGACAGUAUAACACAGCCAUUGAAGACCAUGGAAAUUAAAGUUCGAUUGGGAUUGAUAAAUAAACUGUUUCAACAACUCAGGAUCUUGGCAAGCCAGUUCGACCUUGCGGUUAUCCUCACAAAUGACUUAACAACCAGGGUUAAUGAAAGAGAAUCUAUAAUCGCAUCAUCAUUUGGGGACAGCUUCUAUCAUAUGGUCAAUUCUAGGAUUAUUUUCUCGAAAAAUGAUGCUACCUUUCAUGGCAGACUGCUAAAAAGCAUAAGCAAUGUACAAGUUGAAGCUGAUUUUUAUCUGUGAAGUUACAUUUCUUGACACCAGCCACAUGAAAAUUUAGCCAAACAGUACAAAACUCCAAUUUUUCCAUGUUUUCCUACAUUGUUUUUUCAAGAAAAGAAUAUGCGUCAUUCUUGAUUUCAACGAAUGAAAUGCGUCAAGCAGGUGAAAUCCCAUUUUGUAAUUGACUUCUAAAAGUAGCUAUGCAAUAUCAAUAAUAUCACUUCUAUACAAACGCAUAAACAAAAUUAAAUAUAAAGGAAAGUCACAUGCCACAUCUUGUGAGAUUUUGCGUUAGACUGAUUAUUCGAAUUUAUUUUUAAAAUGCUGUGAGAUAUUGAUUAAGCACUUGCUCGCGAUUCAAUGUCGUGAGGGCUAAUUACAUGCCGUGAAAGUUGUGAUCGUUUUUUGUUAUGCUUAGAAAAUCAGUACUUUAGCUUUGGGUUUCGGUAACACUAUCUUAUGCCAAACAGUUUACCAAGAUGAUGGGAUAGUGUUUUUGUAAAUCCUGUUUGUGCAUUUUUUCUUGGAUUUGGUCGAGCUACCACAACCUUGAUUACACUAUUUGAGGAGAUUAAUUUACUUUUACCUAUAGUAUAUGUUAGAUGACAAAAUAUGUCAUCAUUCGUGUAAAUUAGGUGAAAAUGCAAUCACCUAGAUUUACAGUUAGGCAAGUUAGUAAGCCAGUUCUACCGUGGUCGGUUUAUUCCGGGUAGUGGCAAAUUACAUAAUAUCUCAAUUGACGAAACUGAUAAAUGAAGUGUUUGAUGUAUUUUCCAAACACUAGGAAUAAAACCGAUAUCAUAACACUCGAUUUUUUCUUGUCACUGGAAAUAAGAAUGGCCCAUAUAUGUGAUAUUUAUGUAGUUGUGAGAUAAAACAAAAUGUUUUGUAAGUAUAUUUAUUCGAAUAAAAUUAUAAAUAUUAAA